UUCACGGGCUACUUCACCGGCAGCACAGCUAUCGUCGCUGACGCCGCCCAUUCGGUCUCUGACAUCGUUCUUAGUGGUGUAGCUUGGUGGUCGUACAGAGCGGCGAAGGUACCCAAGGACGAAGAACAUCCUUAUGGAUAGCGUAUUGCUUGCUUAAAUGUUAAGAUUGGGCUGAGGCGGUGGAAAGUUUAGAAGAUUUUGGGUAGAUCUUUGUUAGCAUAUGUGUAUUUGUUGUAUAAGAUACUUUGCAUCUUAUGAAAUGUGACGAUGAAUCUAAACCUGUGGAUUUUGUGUAAGAUAAAGGAUCCCUCAUGUAUAGGAUUUUGGAAUGUUAAGUUAAAUUCAUGUAAUGAUAUGAUCUUAUGGUAAUCGUUGGUUUGGUGACUGCAUAGACUUCCCCACUUGUGAAUUUAUGUUGUGGUUAUUAUUUUGAUGAGUUGAGUUCAGAUUGUAUGAAUUAUCGAGUGAUAUGUGGUAUGUUUAUGAAUUGUACAGGGUUAUGAAUUUGUAGACUAUAGAGGUGAAAUUUUGAUCUGAAUGUUUUCUUAGUGACCUCAAAUGUGUGUUUGGAUCCUGGGUUAGUUAUGAUGAAAAUUUUAAAUAUUGUCGAUAUUUUGAGGGGCGUGACAGAGGUGGUAUCAGAGCAUGAUUUGAGAAUCACUAAGAAUAUUUUUUUUUCUUUUUUUGUGUACUUGAUGAAAAAAAUAUAUAUAUAUAUAUUUUGAGGUUUAUUGACUAUUCAUUUAGAGAUUGAUCAAAGAAAAUUUCCUUUGAUGUUUAAGGAAGCAAGGAUGACGAGAUCAUCUGGUUCUCCUGUUGCAUCUACUGCUGAUCAAUUGAGUGGUAUCAUGCGGACUUUGGAGACUAUGGCACAAGUGAUGCAACAACAACAACAACCUGUCCUACAAGGAAGAAAUGAUGGAAAAGGGACAUCAAACCAGACGGGGUUGGGAAUUGAACAGUUUAAGAAGCUUAGUCCUCCCAGUUUUAGUGGUGAGUCUGAUCCAAUGGUGGCAGAACGAUGGAUGAUGCAGAUAGAGAAAAUAUUUGAUGCUUUAAAUUACCCUGAUGAUCGAAAGGUUUUUCUUGCCACCUUUAUGCUGGAAGGAGAAGCUGAACACUAGUGGAGAAUGAUUAAGAGGAUGUCUGAAAUCAAACAUGAGCCAAUGACAUGGAAGUUAUUCCAAGAAAAGUUUAACGAUAAAUAUUUUUCAGAUUGUAUGAGAGAGCAAAAAGAAUUGGAGUUCUUGAAUCUUAUCCAGGGAAGUAUGACGGUUACAAAGUAUGAAUCUAAAUUUACUGAGCUCCCCAGGUUUGCCACACAUAUGACUAAUGAUGAAUCUAGAAAAGCAAGAAGGUUUGAAAGGGGAUUACGGCCAGAAAUAAGAAGCCGAAUGUCAGCUUUAAAACUACAAACAUAUGCAGAUACGGUAGAAAGAUCUUUGAAAAUUGAAAGAGACACGGAGGAAAUUCAAGAAAUCAUUGGCAAGAACAAAAGGGACAAAUUUACUAGCAAAAGCACGAGAGAAAAUGAAUAUGAAGCUAGUAACAAGAGGUUUAAGACAUCUAGAUUUGAGAAAUGGAAACCACUGCGGAGGACUCAGUCAUGUGCAAAAUGUGGAUUAAAUCAUGAAACAAGUCAGUGUUUUCGGGUGACUGGAGCAUGUUUUGGUUGUGGAAAGUUGGAUCAUCAAAUAAAAGAUUUCUCUUUGAGGAAGAAGAAAGAGCCACUGUUUCCUAGACCCUCAGCCCAUGCUAGAGUGUACGCUAUCACUGAACAAGAUUCUAAAGCUUCUAAAUCAGUGGUGGAAGGUAUUCUUCAUGUUUCUAAAAGAAAUGCAAAAGUUUUGUUUGAUCCCGGCUCCAACUUAUCGUUUGUUUCACAAUACUUUGCUUGUCACUUGGAUAUUCUACCUAAACCCCUGGAUUAUAUGUUAUAUGUAACAACUGCUGUUGGAGAUUCAUUGGCAACAAACUUGGUCUACCCAUCUUGUUUGAUCUCUAUCGGAGACCACGAACUCCUUGCUGAUUUGAUUCUCCUAGAGAUCCAGGGCUUUGAUAUUAUACUUGGCAUGGAUUGGUUAUCUUCUCACCACGCUAGUAUUGAUUGUUACAAAAAAAUAAUUACUUUCUGCAUACCAGAUCAGCCUAUAUUUUUCUUUGAGGGCAUUAGGCAUGAUUUGCCUCCUUGCUUGAUAUCAGCACUUCAAGUUUAUCGUCUUAUGCAGAAAGGUUGUUUUUGUUAUAUGGUGUGUGUAAAGGAGCAUUCAAAUCAAGAAACCCACCUAGAUGAAAUUGUAGUGGUCAAAGAAUUCCCUGAUGUAUUCCCAGAUGACUUGCCUGGUUUACCUCUAGAUAGAGAGGGUGAAUUUGCUAUUGAUCUGGUCUCCUGUACAACCCCAAUAUCUAAGCCUCCCUACAGAAUGGCACCACUCGAGCUAGAGGAAUUAAAGAAGCAAAUACAAGAAUUAUUAGAUAAGGGUUUCAUACGACCCAGUGUAUCCCCAUGGGGUGCUCCGGUACUAUUAGUGAAGAAGAAGGAUGGAACAUUGAGGCUUUGUAUUGAUUAUAGACAGUUGAAUCAGGUGACCAUCAAAAACAAGUAUCCCAUACCUAGAAUUGAUGAUUUGUUUGAUCAACUGCAGGGUGCACAAGUAUUCUCUAAGAUUGACCUGAGGUCAGGUUACUAUCAGUUGAAGAUCAAGGAGGAGGAUAUUUCAAAAACAGCUUUUAGAACUCGAUAUGGUCACUAUGAAUUCUUGGUGAUGCCUUUUGGUUUGACAAUUGCCCCUGCAGCUUUUAUGGAACUAAUGAAUAGGAUAUUUCAACCGCUCUUGGAUAUCUGUGUAAUUGUAUUUAUUGAUGACAUAUUGGUGUAUUCAAGGAGUAAUCAGGAGCAUGAGGAACACUUGAGAAAUGUAUUGUCCAUACUAAGAGAAAUGAAGUUGUAUGCAAAGUUCAGCAAAUGUGAAUUUUGGUUGAAUGAAGUUGCUUUCUUAGGCCAUGUGAUUUCAGGGAAGGGUAUAUCUGUUGAUCCAAGGAGGAUAGAAGCUGUAGUUGAAUGGGAAGUACCAACAAAUGUAACAGAAGUUAGAAGAUUUUUGGGCAUGGCAGGUUAUUACAGGAGAUUUGUGGAGGGAUUUUCUCGAAUCGCUCAACCUCUCACCAAACUCACUAAGAAGAAUACGAAAUUUGUAUGGGGUGAUGAUUGUGAGCAAAGUUUUCAAGAGUUAAAAAGAAGAUUGACUAGUGCCCCUAUUCUCACUAUUCCAAGUGGUAGUGAGGGAUUUGUAGUUUAUACUGAUGCUUCAAGAAAGGGCCUAGGAUGUGUUUUGAUGCAGGAAGGGAGAGUAAUUGCUUAUGCUUCUAGGCAACUUAAAGGUUAUGAAUUGAAUUAUCCAACUCAUGAUUUGGAAUUAGCAGCAAUUAUUUUUGCUCUAAAGAUUUGGAGACAUUAUUUGUAUGGUCGACAGUUUGAAAUCUUCACUGAUCACAAGAGUUUAAAAUAUAUUUUCACUCAGAAAGAGUUAAACAUGAGGCAGCGAAGAUGGAUAGAACUUCUGAAGGAUUAUGAUUGUGUCAUCCGUUAUCACCUGGGCAAAGCCAAUGUUGUAGCUGAUGCACUUAGUAGGAAAUCUACAAGUUUUAUGGCUAGUCUGGUCGUGAAGCAAUAGAAGUUAUUAGAAGAAAAUUUUGAUUUGAAAGCUUUGAGGAAAGAGCAAGACUCGAUGAUAUUGAUGGCCUUCAUUCAAGUGCAAUCUGAUCUUAUUCAACAAAUUAAGGAAGGACAAUUACGAGAUCCACAUUUAAUCUACUUGAGGAGUGAAGUAGAAAAGGAAUUGAAGCCACAAUUUCAAGUUUCAAAGGAUGGCCUAUUGAGAUUUGGGGAGAGAGUAUGUGUACCAAAUGAACCAGAUAUCAAGAAUCAAAUCCUAAAUGAAAGUCAUACUUCAAAGUACACCCUACACCCUGGGAGCACUAAGAUGUAUAGAGAUCUUCAAAGUCAUUAUUGGUGGG
Musa acuminata AAA Group (dessert banana) is the source of this 4017-nucleotide messenger RNA. Its product is annotated as metal tolerance protein 2. Gene Ontology annotation, cellular component: membrane. The record is from RefSeq and is a predicted model, not a curated record. The transcript has 3 exons. The coding region runs from base 1131 to 3674 and encodes 847 amino acids. Gene Ontology annotation, molecular function: monoatomic cation transmembrane transporter activity. Gene Ontology annotation, biological process: monoatomic cation transport; transmembrane transport. Lineage: Eukaryota; Viridiplantae; Streptophyta; Magnoliopsida; Zingiberales; Musaceae.